AUGGAGCUGUGCACAGGCGGGGAUCUUCUCGAGCUCAUUCAGAAGCAGCCCAACGCGUUUCUCAGCGAGGCGGAAUCUUGCCACGUGUUCACGUCCGUGGCGCGCGCCGUGAAGCAGUGCCACGCCAACAGCAUCGUACACCGCGACAUCAAACCCGAAAACAUUCUCAUCUGCCCGACUUCGAACAGCGUCCCUGCCGUCCCCGCCGCCGCAGCCGCAGCCGCCGCUGAUAACGGCACGUCGUUCUCGUACACCGCGAAGCUUGCGGAUUUCGGGCUCGCUGUGGACGUUCCUUGGUGGCAGCAGAUUCGCGGGUACGCCGGCAGCAAGCCGUAUGAGGCGCCCGAGGUGAAGGCGGGGGUUGCGUACGACGAGUCGGCGGAUAUCUGGAGCCUCGGCGUGACUCUCUACGCAAUGCUUUCGGGAAAGUGGCCGCUUUUCAGCGGCGGGAAGCGGGUCCUUGACGAGAAGGCGGAUUUUGCAUCGGACGACUGGAAGCAUGUGUCGGGUGAUGCGAAGGAUCUCAUCCGUCGGAUGCUGUGCGUGGAUGUGAACGAACGGUUCACGAUUGACGAGCGUGUCGCGCCGGUUGCUGGCGUCAUCAUCAUGAUUGCUCCGGACAACGCCACGUACUCGUUUGAAGACGCCGACGCCGCGUUCGGUACGGCCGUCGCUUUCCCCCACUUCCUCUUCCCCCACUUCUUCCUCUUCCCCCCCUUCCUCUUCCCCCCCUUCCUCUUCCCCCCUUUCCUCUUCCCCCCCUUCCUCUUCCCUCCCUUCCUCUUCCCCCACUUCCUCUUCCCCUCACCCCUUCCCUCCGCCUUCUUACCCCUCCCUUCUUCCAGCGGGCUUUUCGCAUCUUAA
Closterium sp. NIES-65 is the source of this 864-nucleotide messenger RNA. The record is from the annotation of a GenBank genome assembly. Lineage: Eukaryota; Viridiplantae; Streptophyta; Zygnematophyceae; Desmidiales; Closteriaceae.